This is a messenger RNA of Debaryomyces hansenii CBS767, 1131 nucleotides long. RefSeq names its product 8-oxoguanine glycosylase (gene OGG1). The coding region runs from base 1 to 1131 and encodes 376 amino acids. Gene Ontology annotation, molecular function: damaged DNA binding; 8-oxo-7,8-dihydroguanine DNA N-glycosylase activity. Gene Ontology annotation, biological process: base-excision repair; base-excision repair, AP site formation; nucleotide-excision repair. The transcript has a single exon. NCBI's taxonomy places the organism in Eukaryota, Fungi, Ascomycota, Pichiomycetes, Serinales, Debaryomycetaceae. Gene Ontology annotation, cellular component: nucleus. The record is from RefSeq and is a predicted model, not a curated record.
AUGACCGUUGAUCUCAUCUGGAAGAAAUUCCCUGUAAAACAAGUAGAAGUCAAAUUAUCUAAAGUGUUAAGAUGUGGCCAAACAUUUAGAUGGAAGAAUGUAAAUGAUAUAUGGUCAUAUACAACCGAAAACAAAAUAAUUUUACUCAAGCAAGAUGAAGAAUAUAUACAUUAUUCGUGGAUCGCUGCUGAACAUAUGCAGACACAACUGAAAAUAAAUUGUCAUUUUGAUAAAGAGACUCUUGACUUCAUAAAGGAUUAUUUUAACUUACCGAUUAAGUUGGAAACACUAUAUGAAGAAUGGAUUGAAAAGGAUGGAUUAUUCAAAAUUUCUCAGCAGAAAUCGGCUUUCAGUAAGUUUACGGGUAUCAGAAUAUUGAGACAGGAACCUUGGGAAACGCUUAUAUCCUUCAUUUGCUCAUCAAAUAAUAAUGUGAAGAGAAUUUCUAAAAUGUGUGAUAAUAUAUGUACUGAGUUUGGAAAAUAUAUCAAUGAAUAUAAUGGUAUCAAAUAUUACUCAUUUCCAACAGCCGUUGAUUUAUCUAGUAGUCCUAAAGUUGAAAGCCGGCUUAGGGAUUUAGGUUUCGGUUAUCGUGCUAAAUAUAUUUAUCAAACUGCUUUAAAAUUUACAAGCGAUGAAUUUCCAGAUAUAACUUUGAAGAACCUAUAUCAACUCCGACAAGAAAACUAUGAGACAGCUCAUGAUUUUUUGUUACAGUUGACGGGCGUUGGUCCAAAGGUGGCCGAUUGCAUUUGUUUAAUGGCUUUAGACAAGCAUGAUAUAGUUCCUGUUGAUACUCAUGUCUACCAAAUUGCUAUCAGAGACUACAAAUUUAAAGGAAAGAAAGAUUUAAAAACUAUGAAUAAAAAAACGUAUCAUGAUAUAAGGCUAUUCUUUAAAGAAAUUUUUGGGGAUUUUGCAGGUUGGGCUCAGUCUGUAUUAUUCACAUCAGAUCUUUCUGACCUUAACAACGGUGUAAAUAAAAUACAAAAUACUGAAAUUAAUAUUGACCACACUUCUGUUAAACAAGAACAAGAUUCGAUUGUUAUAGAACGAAAACGAGGAAUUCUUUUAGAUCCAUCGUCCCAAGAACAGGAUUCUGAUAAAAAAGUCAAAUAUGAAAUGAAAUAA